AUGAAAACUUUAAAGACCCUCGCUGUCCUUUGCGGGUUAGCUUCUGCUAGUCCGACACCAAUGCCUCAGGUAACAGCUCAGGACAACCCACCUUGGAACCUCCGAGCUAUUUCUCACCGGUCUCCCCAAAGAUGGCCGACUGCCCUUCGCAAAUCCAAAUAUUACUACAAUAUCUGGAGCGACUCUAAGACGUAUUAUGCAUACGUUCUUGACUCGGGUAUUCGAAUCACACAUGGAGAGUUUGAGGGCCGUGCCGGAAACCUCUGGACUGCCUUCAAGGACGCUGGUAACCAGCCCAAUUACGAGGACGAAAGUGGUCACGGCACCCACGUUGCCGGAAUUAUUGCCUCCAAGACCUAUGGAGUGUCUAAAAGUGCUCAAGUGCUCUCUGUUAGAGUGUUUGACUCUGCCGGAUCAGCGCCCAUGUCUCAAAUUUUGGCGGGAUAUAACAAAGCCGUGAAUGACAUUAUUGAUAAAGGCCGAUACAGUCAUGCCGUCAUUAACUAUUCUGGUAGUAAAUCGCGGGCACUCUACUCUGCAAUUGAUAGAGCUUAUCGUUCACCUCGUGGAUAUAUUCUAACUAUUACAACCGCCGGCAACGAUAAUCAGAAAGCUACUGGACAGCCAACGGGCUUCGUCACAAACGCUAUAGUUGUCGGAGCUAUUGAACCAGAUUGGAGCAUUGCCCCGUUUUCCAACUUCGGAUACACAGUUAAUAUUUUUGCCCCGGGAAGCAAAAUCGUCUCUCUUUCACACAAAAGCAAUACUGCUACUAUGACAAUGUCAGGCACCUCAAUGGCUGCACCUCAUGUUGCCGCACUGGCUUUGAAUGCCAUGGCAAUUUACAACAAACACCCCUCUGCCAUUCGCUCCUUCCUUAAAGACACUGCCACAAAGGAUCGAGUUACGGGUAACCUUCAUGGCUCCCCAAACCUGCUUGCGAAUAACAAUAAUGACCAGCAGAAGUCAGCUUAA
Metarhizium brunneum ARSEF 3297 is the source of this 975-nucleotide messenger RNA. RefSeq names its product Alkaline protease 1. The record is from RefSeq and is a predicted model, not a curated record. Gene Ontology annotation, biological process: proteolysis. NCBI's taxonomy places the organism in Eukaryota, Fungi, Ascomycota, Sordariomycetes, Hypocreales, Clavicipitaceae. Gene Ontology annotation, molecular function: serine-type endopeptidase activity.